AAGAUCUCUUCCAGCUUUUCCUCCGGCAUCCAGGAUCCCAAAAUCUGACCAGGAGCUGUCGGAAUUCCAGGAAUUUGGGAUUUUUCCCCAAAAAAAUCCGGGAUCAACUCGGAAUUCCGGGACGAGAUGCAGGAAAGCUACGAGAGCGUCAUUUCCUUGGCCGAGGAGAUCGCCAUCAGCUGGCCGCGGAUCACCGCCUUCGCCGAAUCGCACCGGAGACGCGGCCUGGGCGCCGACGCCGUCCCAGCCUCGCCGAGCGACAAUGAUGAGGAAGAGCCGCCUCCGGACCCUCUGGACAAACCCGAAAUCCCCGGCACGCCGCCGGCGCCGAACCCCAAAUCCCCCCCGAGCCCAACCGGCGCCAAACCCGGCACCGCCGAGACCCCGAAAGCGGAACCCCAGCCCCGAAAAGCGCCGGGAAAACGCCAAGGAAAAUCCGGCUUCAAGAAAUUCCAACCGCGCAACCUCCGCUGCCACGACUGCGGCAAAGCUUUGGCGUUGCCGAAACGCCGGCGCGGGACGGAACGACCCCAUAAAUGCCCGGAAUGUGGGAAGAGUUUCCGGUUGAGCUCCAGUUUGGUGACCCACCAACGCCGGCAUUCCGGUGAAAAUCCCUACAAAUGCCCCGACUGCGGGAAAUCCUUCAGCGUCGGCUCGGCGUUCAUCCAGCACCAACGGAUCCACGCCGGCGCGGCGCCGUGCCGGUGCGGGGUUUGCGGGAAGAGUUUCCCGGCCAGUUCGGGUUUGGUGAAGCACCAAAAGCUUCACCUGGAGGAGAAACCCUACAAAUGCGGCGAUUGCGGGAAAGGAUUCAACUGGAAUUCCCACCUGGAGCGGCACCGGAGGAUUCACACCGGCGAGAAACCCUACGAGUGCCCGGAGUGCGGGAAGAGUUUUUCUUGGAGUUCCCACCUGGAUCGGCAUCGCCGAACCCACGCCGCGGCCGAAUCCGGCGGGCGCUGCGCCGAGUGCGGGGCGGGAUCGCCGGAAGCGCCGGAAAGCGGAACGGCUAAAACGCCGAGAAACCCCAAAACGGCCAAAAAAGCGGCGGAGAAACCCCACAAAUGCGCGGAAUGCGGGAAGGGUUUCGGCGUGGCGGCGGCGUUGGCGCAGCACCGGCGCGGCCACGCUCCCGGCAAACCCUACGAGUGCCGGGAGUGCGGGAAAAGCUUUUCCUGGAGUUCCCACCUGGAUCGGCACCGGCGAAUCCACAUGGGGGAGAAACCUUUCCGAUGCGGCAGCUGCGGCAAGAGUUUUUCCCAAAGCUCCCACUUGGAACGGCACCGGAAAAUCCACCGGGAGCCGUGCCGGGAAUGCGGCAGAAACGAGGGGAAAAAAGGAGGGAAAAGCUUCCAAAAACGCUGCCGGAUUUCGGGGGAGCCGCGCGGCGAUCGCGGCGCCGGGGCGGAGAAAUGCGGCGAGUGCGGGAAAAAUUUGGGUUUGGGCUCGAAUUUAGGGUCGAAUUUGAAGGAUCAAGGCACCCAAACCGGCGAGAAACCCUACGCGUGCCCGGAGUGCGGCAAGAGCUUCGGUCAAAACUCGGCGUUGGCCAAACACCGGCGGAUGCACACGGGGGAGAAACCCUACAAAUGCCCGGAGUGCGGGAAAAGCUUCGGCGUCCGCUCCAACCUCAUCAAACACCAGCGCACCCACCUGGGCGAGAAACCCUACAAAUGCCCCGAUUGCUCCAAAGGCUUCAUCCAAAAAUCCGACCUCACCAAACACCGGCGGAUGCACACCGGCGAGAAACCCUACAAGUGCCAGGAGUGCGGCAAGUGCUUCAGCGUCUCCUCCAACCUCAUCAAGCACCAGCGGAUCCACCUGGGCGAGAAACCCUUCCAGUGCUCCGAGUGCGGCAAGAGCUUCAUCCAACGCUCCGAGCUCACCAUCCACCGGCGCGUCCACACCGGCGAGAAGCCCUACAAGUGCCCCGAGUGCGGGAAGUGCUUCAGCCGCAGCUCGCACCUCAACCGGCACCAGCGCACCCACGGCAAAGCCGCCGCCGCCGCCUCUUCCUCUUCCUUCCCUGCCUCCUCUUCCUCCUUCUCGUCCUCUUCCUUCUCUUCUUCUUCUCCUUCCUUCUCUUCCUCCUCCUCCUCCUCCAAAUCUGGUGGCUAA
Onychostruthus taczanowskii (white-rumped snowfinch) is the source of this 2118-nucleotide messenger RNA. Its product is annotated as zinc finger protein 345-like. The transcript has 4 exons. Lineage: Eukaryota; Metazoa; Chordata; Aves; Passeriformes; Passeridae. The coding region runs from base 127 to 2118 and encodes 663 amino acids. The record is from RefSeq and is a predicted model, not a curated record.